CGGCGCGGCGCCCACUUGCUCCGGACCCUCCGCGCCGAGCGGACCUGAGUGGAGGCAGCGGCGACCGCGGCCCGGGAGGCGGCCCCGGCGGAGGCGGCCCCGCAGCGCGCAGGCGCGGCCGGAUUCCGGGCAGUGACGCGGCGACGGGCGCGCGCGGCGCAUUUCCGCCUCUGGCGAAUGGCUCGUCUGUAGCGCGCGCGCCGCGGGCCCAGCUGCGACCCCGGCCCCGCCCCCGGGACCCCGGGACCCCGGCCAUGGAAGAACUGUUUCCCCUCAUCUUCUCUUCAGAGCCAGCCCAGGCCUCCGGCCCCUAUGUGGAGAUCAUCGAACAGCCCAAGCAGCGCGGGAUGCGCUUCCGCUACAAGUGUGAGGGCCGCUCAGCGGGCAGCAUCCCCGGCGAGAGGAGCACUGACACUACCAAGACUCACCCCACCAUCAAGGUCGGGGCGCGGGGGAGGGGUCUGGGAGGGGGUGCGCCCUCAGCGCACAGCCUUGCUCCCGCCUCCACAGUGCUGAGUGCCCUGUAUUUUGCACAGAUCAAUGGCUACACAGGGCCAGGGACAGUUCGCAUCUCCCUGGUGACCAAGGACCCCCCUCACCGGCCUCACCCCCACGAGCUGGUGGGGAAGGACUGCCGCGAUGGCUUCUAUGAGGCUGAGCUCUGUCCUGACCGCUGCAUCCACAGCUUCCAGAACCUGGGGAUCCAGUGUGUGAAAAAACGCGACCUGGAACAGGCCAUCAACCAGCGCAUCCAGACCAACAACAACCCCUUCCAAGUGCCCAUAGAGGAGCAGCGUGGGGACUACGACCUGAACGCCGUGAGGCUCUGCUUCCAGGUCACAGUACGUGACCCCUCGGGCAGGCCCCUCCGCCUGCCGCCCGUCCUCUCACAUCCCAUCUUUGACAACCGCGCCCCCAACACUGCUGAGCUCAAGAUCUGCCGAGUGAACCGCAACUCUGGGAGCUGCCUGGGUGGGGAUGAGAUCUUCCUGCUGUGCGACAAGGUGCAGAAAGAGGACAUUGAGGUGUACUUCACGGGGCCGGGCUGGGAGGCCCGGGGCUCCUUCUCGCAAGCUGACGUGCACCGGCAGGUGGCCAUCGUGUUCCGGACCCCUCCAUACGCGGACCCCAGCCUGCAGGCACCCGUGCGCGUCUCCAUGCAGUUGCGGCGGCCUUCCGACCGGGAGGUCAGCGAGCCCAUGGAGUUCCAAUACCUUCCCGACACAGAUGACCGUCACCGCAUUGAGGAGAAACGCAAAAGAACAUAUGAGACCUUCAAGAGCAUCAUGAAGAAAAGCCCUUUCAAUGGGCCCACCGACCCACGACCUGCUCCCCGGCGCAUUGCUGUGCCUGCUCGCAGCUCGCCUUCCGUUCCCAAGCCUGCCCCCCAGCCCUAUCCCUUUAUGACACCCCUCAGCACCAUCAACUUUGAGGAAUUCUCCCCCAUGGCAUUUCCUCCGGGGCCGAUCCCGAGCCAGGCCCCAGCCUUGGCACCAGCUCCUGUGUCUGCGCCUGCCCCAGCCAUGGCUUCAGCUCUGCCCCCAGCCUCCACCCCAGCCCCUGCCCCCACCCCCGCCCCCGUCUUGGUCCUGGCCCCCGGCCCUGCGCCAGCAGCAGCCCCGCCUGCCCCCAGGAGCACCCAGGCCGGGGAAGGCACACUGUCCGAGGCCCUGCUGCACCUGCAGUUUGAUGCUGAUGAAGACCUGGGGGCCCUGCUGGGCAACAGCACAGACUCAGGAGGGCUCACAGACCUGGCGUCCGUCGACAACUCGGAGUUCCAGCAGCUGCUGAGCCAGGGCGUGCCCAUGGCCUCGCAUGUGGCCGAGCCCAUGCUCAUGGAGUACCCAGAGGCCAUCACACGCCUGGUGACCGGGUCCCAGAGACCACCCGACCCAGCGCCUGCACCCCUGGGGGCCUCGGGGCUCUCCAAUGGCCUCCUGGCGGGGGACGAAGACUUCUCCUCCAUCGCGGACAUGGACUUCUCGGCUCUUCUGAGUCAGAUCAGCUCCUAAGGGGUGCGGGGGAGUGCCUUCCCCAGGGCACUGGCUUGCCAGGGUUUCAAACCUUCCCAGAGCAUUCAUGGGCCUGGGGGGGUACUCGACUGCCCUGAUGUCUUCCUGGGGAGGGGUACAUUUAUUCUCUUUCUGGCAGUUUCUCUCCUUGGAGGUGCUUAGGCAGAAGCAUUAACUUCUCUAGCCAGAAUGGAGCCUGCUGUCCCCUGACCUGCCAGUCAGCUCCCUUCUGUCUGUAGAGAACUAGGGGGUGGGGGGCCUGGCCCCACCCUGUAGCUUCUAGCACUCUCCUAGGGAGAAGGGCAGGCUGGAGCUAGAGCCUUGCAGGCCACAAAGCCUUAUUGCCACGUGUCUUCCUCACCUCGUGGACUCCUCGAUGCCUUGAUACCAAAUGAUACCCGUGACCAGCGCCUCCGUGGCCAUCCACGUGGCCCUCAUGCUCAUCACCAGCGUCCGAGGAGCCGUCCUGCAGAGCUCGCCGCCAGCGCGCUUGGGGGACAGUGCCAGCCUUCAGGAU
Molecule: messenger RNA, 2529 nt
Organism: Ochotona princeps (American pika)
Lineage: Eukaryota; Metazoa; Chordata; Mammalia; Lagomorpha; Ochotonidae
Gene: RELA
Product: RELA proto-oncogene, NF-kB subunit
Exons: 10
Coding region: 255-2012 (585 amino acids)
Biological process (GO): inflammatory response; regulation of transcription by RNA polymerase II; canonical NF-kappaB signal transduction
Cellular component (GO): cytoplasm
Molecular function (GO): RNA polymerase II cis-regulatory region sequence-specific DNA binding; DNA-binding transcription factor activity, RNA polymerase II-specific
Source: RefSeq, a predicted model, not a curated record